Molecule: messenger RNA, 2285 nt
Organism: Malania oleifera
Lineage: Eukaryota; Viridiplantae; Streptophyta; Magnoliopsida; Santalales; Ximeniaceae
Exons: 7
Coding region: 326-1909 (527 amino acids)
Biological process (GO): translational initiation
Cellular component (GO): eukaryotic translation initiation factor 3 complex; cytoplasm
Molecular function (GO): translation initiation factor activity
Source: RefSeq, a predicted model, not a curated record
AUAAUACAUGAACAUAUAUUACUGAACUGUCAACUAAAAAAAAUUAACUGAUUUCUUGUUCCAUAUUUUAGUUUUUGAAGGAACCAUUGUAUUUUAGUUUUUCAACUGCACAUCCAAUGUCACUACUUUGAAGUUUGAAGUUUGUUUGAAUCCAUAUCCAAGUAUGGAUCCAUUUCCGUAUAACCCAAAACGAAUAGUCCAGUAGAACCCUUAGGCUUAACACAACCUCUCAUUCCUUCUCUCUCCUUCUCUAAAACCCUAGGCUCAGGGCAGCGACCUCACACACACACACCAGAGAGAAAGAGAGAGGGAGGAAGCUUCAGCCAUGGCGGCGUCGUACGAUUACGAAGAAACCCCAGGCUACGACGAUUCGCACCGCUCCCACCACCACCAUGCGCAGACGCAAGAUCUAGGCUACGACCCUAACUUCGUCCCGGAUUCCGUCAAGAGCUUCGUCGGCCACCUCUACCGCCACAUUCGCGAGAAGAACGUAUACGAGAUUCACCAGAUGUACGAAGGCUCCUUUCAAACCCUAAGCGACCGCAUGUUCAAGGAGAGCCCCUGGCCCUCUGUCGACGCCGUCGCGCAGUAUGUGGACAAUGAUCACGUCUUCUGCUUGCUUUAUCGCGAGAUGUGGUUUCGGCAUCUCUAUGCGAGGUUGUCGCCAACGUUGAAGCAGAGGAUUGAUUCUUGGGACAAUUACUGUAGCUUGUUUCAGGUGGUGCUGCAUGGAGUUGUUAACAUGCAAUUGCCGAACCAGUGGCUGUGGGACAUGGUGGAUGAAUUUGUGUACCAGUUCCAGUCAUUUUGUCAGUACCGUGCAAAAAUGAAGAGCAAAACUGAGCAGGAGAUCGCCCUUCUUAGGCAGUUUGAUCAGGCUUGGAAUGUGUAUGGUGUGCUCAACUACUUGCAAGCACUUGUUGAGAAGUCCACAAUCAUCCAAAUCCUUGAGCAGGAGAAGGAAGGCCUUGAGCAGUUUACUGCCACUGAUGGGUAUGAUUACAAUGGUGGAAGUAAUGUCCUCAAGGUUUUAGGGUAUUUUAGCAUGGUGGGAUUGUUGCGAGUUCAUUGUCUGUUGGGUGAUUACCAUACUGGUCUGAAGUGCUUGCUACCUAUUGACAUAAGUCAACAAGGUGUUUAUACAAGUGUUAUUGGAAGCCACAUUACCACAAUAUAUCAUUAUGGAUUUGCCAAUCUUAUGCUGAGGAGAUAUGUGGAGGCAAUUCGUGAAUUCAAUAAGAUUCUCCUAUACAUCUACAAGACCAAACAAUAUCAUCAAAAGUCUCCACAGUAUGAGCAGAUACUAAAGAAGAAUGAGCAGAUGUAUGCCUUGCUGGCAAUUUGCCUCUCUCUAUGCCCCCAGGUGAAGCUAGUUGAGGAGACUGUGAACUCUCAAUUACGAGAGAAGUAUGGUGAGAAGAUGCUAAGGAUGCAGAGAUAUGAUGAUGAGGCAUUUUCACUCUAUGACGAGCUCUUUUCAUACGCGUGUCCUAAAUUCAUUACCCCUUCAGCUCCAAUUUUUGAGGAGCCACUAGUAAAUUACAACCAGGAUGCCUAUAGGCUCCAGUUGAAGCUGUUCCUUUAUGAAGUCAAGCAGCAACAGUUAUUAUCAGGUGUUCGGGCCUUCUUGAAAGUUUAUUCAACCAUUUCACUAGCGAAGCUUGCAAGUUACAUGGAAGUGGAUGAACCUACUCUAAGGACAAUUUUGAUGACAUACAAGCACAAAACGCAUUCUGUUGACAGUGAUGGAAAAAUAAUAUCCAAUGCUGAUAUUGAGUUCUACAUUGAUGAUGACAUGAUUCAUGUAGUCGAAUUCAAACCUGCUAAGCGGUAUGGUGAUUACUUCUUGCGUCAGAUUGUUAAGCUCGAAGGGGUGAUAAAUGAUAUGGACAGGGUAAAGCUGGACUGAGUUGGUUCUUUUGACGCUCAUAGAUUCACCCAUAUCAUCAUCAUCUUCCCUCCUUCCCAGUUGUUUAGUUUGGUAGUCAGCAGAGAAUUAUAUUUUUAAUAUUUAUGCCAUUUUGUUGGUUAGUGAAAUCUUGGCAUAGUUUUGCAAUUUCCAUUUUUGUUUUUCUCAGUAGAAAUGUGAACUUGAAUAGAAGCGCACUGCUGUCAAGAGGUCACCGCCUAUCUAUGAUGGGGAUUACUGUUGCAGAUGCUGGGCUGCUGGAUCUUGAUUUAUCUGAUUCAUUCAAAAGUGUCGGAUAACAUACUUCUGUAUUUCUGCGUCUUCUUUGUGUAAAUUUAAAUCUAUCAUUAUAAUGGUAGUAGCUUCUGUGUCUCUA